CUUAGAGCCCGAGCGGAGGUGGUGCGGAGCGUUUCUCCUCUCAGCGGCUCGGGAACCAGUGCGUGGUGCGGGGCCGCAGCUGAGCCUCUAGAUAGAAGGCGCAAGAGGUUGGCAGCUUCGAUUGAAGCACGUCGGGCGGCGACAGCAGCUAGAAGUCAUGAGCGACAGCGGCGAGCAGAACUACGGCGAGCGGGAAUCCCGUUCUGCUUCCAGAAGUGGAAGUGCUCAUGGAUCUGGGAAAUCUGCAAGGCAUACCCCUGCAAGGUCUCGCUCCAAGGAAGAUUCCAGGCGUUCCAGAUCAAAGUCCAGGUCCAGAUCUGAAUCUAGGUCUAGAUCCAGAAGAAGUUCUCGAAGGCAUUAUACAAGGUCACGAUCUCGGUCCCGCUCCCAUAGAAGAUCCCGUAGCAGAUCUUACAGUAGAGAUUAUCGAAGACGGCAUAGCCACAGUCAUUCUCCCAUGUCUACUCGCAGGCGUCAUGUUGGGAAUCGGGCAAAUCCUGAUCCCAACUGUUGUCUUGGAGUAUUUGGAUUGAGCUUAUACACUACAGAAAGAGAUCUAAGAGAAGUGUUCUCUAAAUAUGGCCCAAUUGCUGAUGUGUCUAUUGUAUAUGACCAGCAGUCUAGACGUUCAAGAGGAUUUGCCUUUGUAUAUUUUGAAAAUGUAGAUGAUGCCAAGGAAGCGAAAGAGCGUGCCAAUGGAAUGGAGCUUGAUGGACGUAGGAUCAGAGUUGAUUUCUCUAUAACAAAGAGACCACAUACCCCAACACCAGGAAUUUACAUGGGGAGACCUACCUAUGGCAGCUCACGCCGUCGAGAUUACUACGACAGGGGAUAUGAUCGAGGCUACGAUGAUCGGGACUAUUACAGCAGGUCAUACAGAGGAGGAGGUGGAGGAGGAGGAGGAUGGAGAGCUGCUCAAGACAGGGAUCAGAUAUACAGAAGACGGUCACCUUCUCCCUACUAUAGUCGUGGAGGAUACAGAUCACGUUCCAGAUCUCGAUCAUACUCACCUCGUCGCUAUUAAAGCAUGAAGUUGAAGACUUUCUGAAACCUGCCCUAGAGUUGGGAUAUUGUUUGUGGACAAUAUUUUUUAUUGUCUCCUGUUUAAAAAGUGAACAGUGCCUAGUGAAGUUAGGUGACUUUUACACCUUUUAUGAUGACUACUUUUGGUGGAGUUGAAAUGCUGUUUUCAUUCUGCAUUUGUGUAGUUCGGUGCUUUGUUCAAAGUUAAGUGUUUUCAGAAAAGUAUGUUUUGCAUGUAUUUUUUUACAGUCUAAAUUUUGACUGCUGAGAAGUUUCUAUUGUACAAAACUUCAUUUAAAUGGUUUUUCUACUGAAUCCAGGGUAUUCUGAAGAUCGAAGCCUGUGUAAAAUGCUACCAAAUGGCAAAAAGCAACAAUAAAGUUUGGUUUUUACUUUUCUUUCUAA
Messenger RNA from Eubalaena glacialis (North Atlantic right whale), 1428 nucleotides. It is a transcript of the gene TRA2B, whose product is annotated as transformer 2 beta homolog. Lineage: Eukaryota; Metazoa; Chordata; Mammalia; Artiodactyla; Balaenidae. The transcript is spliced from 9 exons. Gene Ontology annotation, cellular component: spliceosomal complex. The record is from RefSeq and is a predicted model, not a curated record. Gene Ontology annotation, molecular function: RNA binding. Gene Ontology annotation, biological process: positive regulation of mRNA splicing, via spliceosome. Bases 158 to 1024 code for a protein of 288 amino acids.